This is a messenger RNA of Penicillium coprophilum, 1116 nucleotides long. RefSeq lists its product as uncharacterized. The coding region runs from base 1 to 1116 and encodes 371 amino acids. The record is from RefSeq and is a predicted model, not a curated record. NCBI's taxonomy places the organism in Eukaryota, Fungi, Ascomycota, Eurotiomycetes, Eurotiales, Aspergillaceae. The transcript has 6 exons.
AUGGCGGUCACCGCUGAAAAUCUUCAUGAUGACAAGGGUCCCAAGAUCCUAGCUGUGCUAUGGACCUUGACUGGACUAACAGCCAUCAUGGUUGUAGCUAGGGUCUACAUCCGACUCAAGGUGCUGCGGAACUUCGGUAUGGAUGAUUAUUUGAUUGUACUUUCCAUGAUAAUGGGGCUUGCAUAUUGCGCAAUCUCUACAGCAGGCGUGAGUGUGGGCUUUGGAAAACAUGCCAUGUACUUGACCAUGGACAAUCUGGAGAUGGCCAUUCUGCUCAAUACAGUCAGCUUUCUGUUUGGAAUCCUAUCCUUUACUAUUCCCAAGAUUGCGGUGACCUCCAUGUUGACCCGAAUCUUAAAUCCCAAGCCAAUGCAUAAGGCUAUACUCUGGACAAUGGUUGGAACUGCAGCUAUCGUGUCCAUUAUCUGCAUUGUGAUCUUGUUCACAAUGUGCGAUCCGGCAGAGGCAUUGUGGACGCCCAGACUUAUGAAAACAGGCGCCACCUGCAAGAGUACAACGAUGCUAAUUGACUACGCAAUCUUCACUGGAGCUGUCUCUGCUGUUGUUGAUCUGACUCUGGCCAUUUACCCAACCACCGUCCUGCUGAAGCUCCAAAUGUCUCUACGGAAGAGACUUGCGCUAUGUGCUGCCUUAGGGCUUGGUGCAAUUGCUUCUGCGAUGGCGAUUGUCAAGUGUACCCAACUUCAUGGACUCGCCGACAAAGAGGAUUACACAUACGGUACUGCCGACCUUGUCAUGUGGACCAACAUUGAAGCCGACGUCGUCGUUAUAGCAUCAUGCAUUCCCACCUUACAACCUUUACUCGAAAUGAUGCUCGGUAAACGAGCAAUGGGCUCCUACAGUCAAGGAAAGAGCGAUCAGUUCAAAGGUAGCAGCAAUUUUCCCUCCUCAUACAAUCGCUCUAAGCCGUCAAAAACCCACGACGAUCUUGGCUUCACCAACAUCGACCGAGAGAGUCAAGAAAGCAUUCUUCCCACGGAUGACAACAACAAUAAAAAGAGCCACCCUAUGGGACAUAUAUACCGCAAAGAUGAUGUGACUGUGGAAUACGAGUCAUCAGCACCAAAAUCGGGCCCUGGCCAUACUUCUUGGUGA